Microthlaspi erraticum is the source of this 675-nucleotide messenger RNA. NCBI's taxonomy places the organism in Eukaryota, Viridiplantae, Streptophyta, Magnoliopsida, Brassicales, Brassicaceae. The record is from the annotation of a GenBank genome assembly.
AUGGGAUGUGUGUCUUCUUGCUUCCGUGUCCAAGACAUUGAUGAGUACAUGAAUCCAAGCAGCUCUGUAUAUAGGAACUGUCCCUGCAUUAGAUGCCUUGCUCAUAACUUCCUUAACCUUUAUAUGUCGGUGUGCAGGAGAGGGGAAACCCGAUCUCUCCCGUCAUCAGUUCAAGCGACUGCGUCGUUAACUUCGUCUUCUUCCCACGAUAACUUCCUGUCUGAAGCAUUCCGUUCCACUCCGAGACCUCUGCCUUACGAUGCUGAUCCAAGAUACAUCCGUUCACUCAUCUCAAGAAGAGAGAAAGGUUCUAGCCAUUCCCAUGAGGAAGCUGAGCCUCUCAGCGAUGCGGAUUCCGAAUCUUUCCGAGGAUGCAGCAAAUGGGGAAACAACAAAUCCGUAAUCUCUGGUAAAGAUUCAAAAGAAGACUACUCUAGUAAAUCUAGUCUCAGGAUUUCGAAAUCAAAGUCAGUGGCUGACACUGAAAGCAUUUAUGUUUUGUCUGAAGAUGAAGAUGUCUGUCCUACUUGUCUUGAAGAGUAUACAUCAGAGAAUCCAAAGAUUGUAACGAAAUGUUGUCACCAUUUCCAUCUUGGUUGCAUUUAUGAAUGGAUGGAGAGAAGUGAAAACUGUCCUGUCUGCGGAAAGGUGAUGGAAUUCAAUGAAACACCUUGA